Molecule: messenger RNA, 1065 nt
Organism: Anopheles coustani
Lineage: Eukaryota; Metazoa; Arthropoda; Insecta; Diptera; Culicidae
Gene: ninaA
Exons: 4
Coding region: 284-1045 (253 amino acids)
Biological process (GO): protein peptidyl-prolyl isomerization; protein folding
Cellular component (GO): intracellular membrane-bounded organelle
Molecular function (GO): peptidyl-prolyl cis-trans isomerase activity
Source: RefSeq, a predicted model, not a curated record
AGGUGAUGUAAUUGUGUGUCCCUAUUGCGCUGAAUUUUUAUUCGAACGCAAACCGAAGGGCGCAUCCCCAUUUUGUCGAGGAAAAAUCAAUAGUGAAAAGAACUUUUAAGGUAUCCUUCUAUCUACGUGCUAGCGCAGGAAAUUCAAACAAUCAGGCCAACCACUCUAUUGGACGGUCGAAUGCUUUCGCGAUCAGUUGUGAGUGCACGCCGUCGGAAAGCGCAUUAUUUUUGACCAGAAGAGAAGACUCAAGUUUCGGAAACUGUUCAUAAAAUCGUGAAACAUGCGGUGCUGGUUUGGAUUAUUGCUGUUAUCGGUGAGCACGUGUUGGUUCCCGGGAAGCGUAAAUGCAGCCACCUUUACCGUCACGUCCGAGGUGUACAUGGACAUAUCGAUCGAUGGCGAAAAGAUGGGAAAGAUAAUCAUCGGGCUGUUCGGUGAGGAAGCGCCACGUACGGUGGCCAACUUCCGCCAAUUGUGCACCGCUAGCGUGGACGGAUUCAGCUACCGGGGAAGUCGCUUCCAUCGGGUCAUUCCAAAGUUUAUGAUUCAAGGUGGCGACGUGGAGUCGGGUAACGGACACGGAGCGAUCAGCAUGUACGGGAAAUACUUUGAUGAUGAAAAUCUCAAAAUAAAUCACACCAGCUCAGGCUUCAUUGCGAUGGCAAACCGUGGCCCAAACACCAAUGGGUGCCAGUUCUACAUCACCACCAUGCCCGCACCCUGGCUGGACGGCAAGCAUGUUAUUUUCGGUAAGGUGAUGGACGGCCAUGGCGUGGUGCACAAGGUGGAACAGGUGCGGACGGACACUGACGACUAUCCGGUGAAACCGGUCAUCAUCGACGACUGUGGGGAUGUUCCGGUACUCAGUCCGUUCACCGUUUCGGAUGAUCCGUACGACUUGUGGGCCUGGAUUAAAGCUUCCUCAAUGCCGCUCGGAAUGUCGUUCUCCAUUCUUGCUUUCUUCCAAUACAUCAUAAGAAAGCUGGACGGGUUCACCAACCGUGUGGCGCUGCAGGACCAGCAAUUAGCCAAAAGUGAAUAAAAUUCUACUACGCGACUACU